Spodoptera litura is the source of this 567-nucleotide messenger RNA. RefSeq lists its product as uncharacterized. The record is from RefSeq and is a predicted model, not a curated record. Lineage: Eukaryota; Metazoa; Arthropoda; Insecta; Lepidoptera; Noctuidae.
UUCAUCAUAAACUCUGUUAUAUUGGAUUAUAAGAGUUGUUAUUUGUGUUCGAAUUUAUUUUGGGAACACUUAAAUUGUAGACGGGUCGGCGAUUCCACCAUGAGGGAUGUUAGGAUUGCAGCAAGCUUUUGUUUUUGUAUUUCUUUGUUUUUGUUAACAGAUGCAAAAGAUAUCGGCAAAGAAGAAGUGGAUAAAGUAAUAGAGGAUGAAAUAACUCAGAAGUUGAGUGAUGAUCUACUACAGAGUCUUGAGAGGAAAUUCCAAGUGGAUCUACAGAAGGCAGUGGAUAUGGUGUUAAUGAAGAUAAAGCUGUUACUGAAGAAUGGAACGCUGCACAUCCAGGAUAGGCUGAGUGAGCUCCAGGAUAUGCUAGACGUCAUCAAGGGACAUGGAGAAAAGGAGUUGGACACCUGUCUACAAAAGAAACAAAAUGAGACCUCCGUAUUAGCGGAGAAGGCUCUGCAUCAGAUGGUGGUCUGCGGGUACGCGCUGAUAGGCCACGACCCAGCACAGGCCGUGCACAGUGUCCUAGCACUCAAGAACAUGAUACGUACGGGAAUCAAACCG